Messenger RNA from Pocillopora verrucosa, 1803 nucleotides. RefSeq lists its product as uncharacterized. Gene Ontology annotation, molecular function: nucleic acid binding. Gene Ontology annotation, cellular component: nucleus. The record is from RefSeq and is a predicted model, not a curated record. Lineage: Eukaryota; Metazoa; Cnidaria; Anthozoa; Scleractinia; Pocilloporidae.
UAUUCAGUUCGGAAAAGCCAUACUUGUGUAUAUUCCUUACAUCAUUUUCUCCAGCCAUGGCCAGCAGAAACGAAAAAUCACCCGGCGACAGAAGGUACGGUCGUUAUUACAAGUACGAAUCUAUUCGCUUUGAGUGGAGAAAGUUCUUCGAAGAGAACCACCCCCGACAAAGGUACAUGGCAGAAGAUUUCUUCAAGAACUUCUUUCGCAAUCACCGUGGUUUUCAGUUCGUAAUAGCCGAAAUUUUUGACGGGACAACUCAUCCUCUUGUGUCCGCGGAGAAAUUUGCUGACUUGAAAAAUGAACUGGAGAGGAAAACCGGUCAGAGUUUGCCAGAAGUGUCUAACACCUCCGACGUAAAGGUAAAGGAGGAACGACGAUCCUUUUCUGAUUUGCACACCUACAUCAAUUUUUCCAAGUCCCUCAAAGCAGCGAAUGACCAAAUUAAAGUCAGGAGAAGGAAAGAUGCAGAGGAAAGUGUCAGGGAACUCCGUACUUUUCUGCAAAGGAAACCUAAUGCUCGGGCAAUGGCGAUUGACAUCGAAACAUAUGAAAACGACCACAGCAAAAUUCUCGAAAUUGGCUCCUUCACCACUUCCCUAGCCAGUCCUGAGGGGAAUGAGCAAGCUCAUCAUGUUAUCAUUACAGAGAACCUCCAUAUGGUGAACAAGGAUUACGUUUCUGACAACCGAGACAAGUUCAGAUUUGGCACCUCACAGCACAUGUCCCUUGCAGAGGCCGCUGGAAAGUUCUCACAGUAUAUCAGUGAUGCAGAUAUACUGGUGACUCACUCGGGCGGAGGUGAUGAGUUUUACCUUGCCAAAAACGGCAUGUCUUUGGAAGGGAAACCAAUGUUCGACACGCAGCUGCUUGGUUUGGCACUGCUGACCGACGAGAAAAACUUGAGCGUGUUUGGUCUGAAGCGGCUGAUGGGGGACCUGGGUAUCUCGUAUGACGAGGAUAUUCUCCAUAACGCUGGGAACGACUCCUACUACACCAUGAAGGUGUUCCUGGCCUUGAAGAAGAAACUGUGAUGAGGAUUCCAGGAGCGAAGUGAGUCUCAGACCGUUGGUAGUUUUAAAUUGAUCAAGAAAAAACGGCAAAGAAUCAAAAUGAAUUUUCAAAUUAUAUAUGUUGCAUCAUAAUACAGCUUGACAGAAGCAUUUAACCUUAAGCUACGAUAGAUCAGAAAAUUACCUUCACUAAUUUUUUCUUCAAUAUGAUUUAAAUGGCACUUUCAAUUGAUCAAGAAAAAACAGCAAAGAAAAAAAUGAAUUUUCAAAUUAUAUAUGUGGCAUGAUAAUGCAGCAUAACUGAAAUAUUUGACCUUAAGUUACGAUCGAUCAGAAAAUUAUCUUCACUAAUUUUCUUUUUUCUUCGAUUAUUUCAAUUAAUGACAGUAGUGUAAUAGUCUGAUCGGUCUUUGUUAUUUGAUAAACAAUGCGACCACCAUUGAAACAGGAAAAAGAAGUUACCCAAGGGAGGUGGUCUUUUAGAAGAAAGUUAUUUAAAAGAAGAUCCAUCAAUUACUGCUACAGUUAUCUCUUCAUUUAAGGCACAAGGGGUCAGAAAAGGAGCAGCUGACCGUUAAUUUUGCGUUUUGAAGACACUUAUGAUUAAAAGAACACUUGAAAUACAUGAUUCUUAUCAUGUGUCACUUUAUUCAUCAUAAUAUAGCUGACAAUGACUCUGCAUUUGACAUCAAUUGAUAAGCUGAUUAUAUCUUGUUUACCGCUUUACUUCAAGCAUGUGUUGGGAAAGAAAUUGAUCACAUAAUUAUAAUUAAUAAAACUGAGCAUUUUA